UUCACCUUCGUAUAACAACAUGGCUGUGUACCAGAAGAGUUCCAACCCUUUCGAAGAUGACGAUGAUGGGGACAUGGCUUUUGGGGGAUCUUCGUGGAAAGCAAAUCAGCAGAACACGAGCAAUGAUGCAAAUGAAAGACGAGAACAAUUAAUGCGACAGAUUGAUGAAUCGGAAGCUCGACAACUUGAGAGUACACGACGAGCCCUCGCCAGUAUUUACGAAUCAGAAGAUACCGGAAUACAAACUGCUGAGGAGCUGUCUCGUCAGGCAGAGACGCUGAACAACAUUGAAAAGAAAACAGAUGACGUCAAUCGUACCCUCACAUCAUCUCAGAAGCAUCUCAACAAUAUCAAAAGUGUAUUCGGUGGAAUCAAGAAUUGGUGGAGUGGUAGCAAGGACCCUAACACGUUACCCCUGACAAAGUCAGAACCGAAAGCAAGUCCACUGAAAACGAAAGUCGAUACCUACCGAGACUCUCAGGAUACCUAUUCAUCAAAAGGAGUGGAUGCUAGUGGUUUCUAUGACGACAAUGACAUUGACAGUCGCUUCAUGGCGGGUGCUCGGAAUACCGGGGGGCCGAGACAACAGAUGGUUCACAGGAUUACUAACAGUGCGCAGGAGGAUGCGAUGGAUGAAAACCUGGGAUUGAUGAGUGAUGGGAUGGCGAGACUGAAGAACUUGGCAAUGGAUAUGGGGGAUGAGAUUGGGCGCCAAAAUGACCAGCUUGACCGCAUUAACGUGAAAACUGACCGAGCUUUGCCUCGGCUGGAGAACCAGAACAAACAAAUGAAGAAAAUCCUGUACAAGUAAAGAUCUGUAUUAAAAUUUUAAGGACAAUCAGCUGAAGAUGAACAUGACAAAGAUGUAGAUACUUUUAUUGAUAACAACUUCUUUAUUGUCUAUCAAAGAACCUUUCUUCCACAAGUGUUACCUUGAUCAAGAUGUAGAUUUAAACUUUAAAUCUUUAUGUAUUUCCUUCUGUUUAUCAUAACUGUUGGCUUAAUCUCUAAAGGUGGCAGUUUGCUGUGUAGAGUUGCUUCCCUUUGGUGUGUCAGAAUCCUAUGAUUGAACUGGUUAUUAUUCUUGGUUUUCUCAUUGAUUGUAUCAAAGUGGUAAACUGCAUCACUUCAGGCUUUCCUCCCUUAUCAAUCUGACAUGCUGUGAUAUCACUACAAAACUUCAAUGCAGCUGUUCAUGCAACUCACUCACUAACCCACAACUGCUGCCUUGAGUACAUUAACCAUGUGUUAACAUGCAUUACAGAUGAAGGGGGACUAGAAAUAUUAUCCAUUCUAAUCUAUCAGAACAAUACCCUGAUUGGUGAAUUUUUGGUAAUAUUUAUAGCAAGGUGGUUCUUUCUUUUAUCAUGGUCAAUAGACAGAUCCUGUCAAGUUAAUGAGUAAAUAUCUGUUACAAAAUGUAAAAAAAUAAAGUACUUUGAGCAAGAAAAAACUGUAGAAAACUGAAGAAAACUGUAUUAUGUAUCAUAGUGGCACCAAAGAGUAAGUGUUUAUUUUGGUUUUGGUAGAAUGGAUAUAAAAAAAUAUUGCUUUCGGUGUAAAGUUAUUUUAACUGUAUGGACUAAAUUCAAUUUGCAAUAUCAGUUCUAAAGGUUUCCAUGGAAACAGCUCUAACUUAUCAUGUUAUGUCUCUUUCAAUCAUCAUUGUGUGAAAUAUAUUUACGUUCCUCGAUAUUCAUUGUUUGUAGGGGUGGUCGGUUAGCCUAGUGGUUAAAGCGUUCACUUGUCACGCCGAAGACCCGGGUUCGAUUCCCUACAUGGGUACAAUGUGUAAAGCCCAUUUCUGGAGUCCCCCCGCCGUGAUAUUGCUGGAAUAUUGCUAAAAGCUGCGUAAAACCUUACUCACUCACACUCACCCAUUGUUUGUAAGAAAUAAUGCAUCAGUAUGGGCCACCUUAUUUAACUCAUCUACCAGCGACUAUGGUUCCUCAGCAUGCUCAGUGGCCAUCAUGGCAUUACACAGGACUCAUUAUUGACUGACUUGUGUCUUGGAAAUAUGCUGAAAAUAAGAACCAAAAUGUUCAUGCUUACAGUGAGUUAUUGAUGCUUAAUUAAAAAUCAUAUCAUUCCAGGGCUCGAUUGAAGGAACUUCAUUUAACUUGCACCAGGUGCGUGUUGACAUGAAAACCAGGUUGCCCCAGACAAAAUAAGGUUACACUCUAGUCCUAUAAAUUUAUCAAGAUGAAACGUAUAUGCAUAAACUGAAUAAGUACAUCUCAGAUGUCUGAUGACUGUCAUGAUUUCACAUAAAUGUUACUGUAAAAUGUAAUAGGAUGUGUACACAAUCUUGAAGUACCCACAGUUUGAUGAUGUCAGGCCCCAAAAAGGAUGACAAAUUACACAUAACACAGGGAUUAGUGAUGUGGUAUGGUACUGAAAGUUUAGAGGUAUUCACUGUGUUCAAGGAUCGUUGUUGAUGGAAAAAAAAGGGUAGUCAGACAUAAAUUUGAAUUGUUUUAACAUGCACUUGGUAGAAAUGUAGAAAUAAAUAUUAUUUUGCACUUUACAAUAAUAGGUUGAACUAUAUAGCUUUAUAUAGCUAAAUCGAGCCCUGCAUUCUCAUUUUAAAAAGGUGAGGUCGGGUAGCCAAGUGGUAUAAGUGAUAGACAAGUUGCAGGAUCAGUUUCUGAUACCUCCCACUAGGAUAUGGCUAGACUGUGGCUUAGAUCAUUCAACCCUGCUCACUCCCUCGUUUAAUUUCAAAGUACUCGGCUUUGAAAACAUCAUAGUUGUCUGUAUUGUGGUUCUAGAAAGGUAAGAUGUAUGUAUUUAUGUAUAUAGAGAGAUGAGUUGUAUAUAUCACUGAUAUAUUGUACAUGUUGUAUGUUUGUUUGAUAUGUUUUGAUAUGAUAUGUUUUGGUUCUGAGGAUAUAUUUGCAAUCUAAGCCAAUAAACAUAUAGGGCAAAACUUGUUUGUUAAUUCAUUGAAAGAUGCAGAUGAUGUAAGUUUACCAUGUUUACGAAAUAAGUGGAAUAUGUUACUAUGGUAACUGGAUGCACAGACAAGCAGCUUAGUAAAACUAAACAUGAUUGAGUGAACUGUCAUGAGAGAUAGCUAGCAAGUAGGGCUGGGUCAAGUCGAAAUUUACUACUUGGGUACCCACCGACCUAAACGAACAUUUAGUCCAUGAAAUCUUAUAUUACACAAUACCCUUCUCGACUCUGAAAUUAAAAAAAUUCCCGGUGCUGAUUUCAUGCGGGAAUAGAGCUAACUAGAGCUGGCUAGACUUGCUUUUGUAUCCAUAUGUAGAUCGUUGUUCUAUCCAUACAAUAAAUAUAUUACAGUCAUGGUGCAUGGACUACCACCGCCCUAUCACCUGACCUUACCCGUGUAGCUCUCAAGGGAUGGGUACAAAAUGUCCGAUUGGGAACAGUUUGACCGUAGCCCUGGCAAAAUGUAUUUAGAUACAUGUAUAAAACGAUCUAGCUGGUCAUGCAUACACUGAAAUUGACUGGUUUUUUCUGUAUUCAUACAUAUAAAAGUCAGAAAUGUGAACAUUAGUGACUUGUAGUGUAACCAUAGAGUUCUAGAUCAUUUUUGUCAUUAACAAUAUAUAGCAAGACAAACCACAGGUCCGGAUAGUCCUGUGGGUACCAGGGUUCUACUCAGUACCAACCCCACCCAAGUACCCGAGUUUUCCGUCCUAGCCCUACUAGCAAGCCGUUAUCAUAACAUGUAUAAUGCUUUCUAAAUGAAUUAAAAUAAAAAGCAUACUGUUUUUUGGCAGGGAGACAAGACCGUUUAGUCUGUAUAAUUGCUCAAAGCUUGUUGUUUCCUGGUCAUGAACAUCAGGUAAAUUUAUUAUUCUCAUGUUUUGUAGGAGUAGAAUUAUUCAUCAGAUAUGUUCAGUAAAUCAGAGUGAGUUGGGUUUAAUGCCGCUUUUAACAGUAUUCCUGUUAUAUCACAGUGUGUUCGCUUAAUGUAGGAGGAAAGCCCGAAGUGAUGCAGGUCUCAGAUGUUUACCACUUUGGUGAAACCCACGAGCACGGGUAUGGUGCUGACAAACCAAGAAACAUAAUCGGGGUGAACCGGGAUUCAAACCCACAAUCAUAGGUUUCUGGCGUGCCCAAGGGAUGCAACUCUGCACAGCAAAUAGGGGCGCCUUAGACAACUGGGCCACCUGUGCCCCCUGUACCAUAUCAAAUUCAACUGACUGCAUUUGUGUUCUUUAUGAAUAGUUGUUCUUUAAUAAUACUUCUUUCAAUCUCAUUUAUUACUGAGCUAGAUAAUUUUAGGCUCACAUGAACUUGAUGAUCCAGCAUAUGAUUAGCUACGGUCAUAAUUAGACAUGUUAGAAAAUUAUAAAUUAGUAGACUGAUCACCAACAUUCCAAGUUAUUGUUUUUGUCUACAUUCUAUACCGAUUGUUCCUUUUCAUGUGUAGAAAGUACAUUGUGUCCGAUAGUUUCAUCAAGAAGGAACUGAAGCCGUCCUGUAUUUGUUCUGCUUUCGUUCAGGAUACCAGGCUAGUGUUGUAUUUUUGUAUGCCCUCACAUGAGAGGGUUUACUGACUUUGUAAGUCUAUUGCUACCAUGGUGGCAUUAAGGUUUAACAUAUUUCAGCUUUAGGUUCUACGUGAACCAGAUAUGUCCCAUUGUUUCUUGAAACUUAUCACUACUUGUACUUCGACCAUGUCUAGUCACUCGUAUUUGGAUGUAUUUGUCACAUUGUAUGCCACAUUUUCCUUGUACCAUGUGUACUAUUUAUCACACGUCCAUUGUUGUAUAUAGGCGAGGUUUCGCUGGGACAACAUUAUGAUUUCAUGUUAUCAGUGUGGAAAUAGCAAAGUUGUGGACUUGCUCCUGGACAAGUAAACAUUUAAAAUUUCACUUGUCCAGCAUAUUGAGAAAAAAUUAUUUUUAUCCUAAAUGAUUUUUUAGAGCCGAUUUUUAUUUUGAAGAGUCAGUUUUUGUAUCUCCAUGGUUUUCCUGACAUUGUCAAUGAAGUCAUCCAUUGCUAUAAAAGAAUUGGCAAAUUUUGACUAAAGGUUUUGACUUUCAGGUUGGUUGUGUACAACUGAAGCUGAUUCUUUUGUUUUUCCAACGUAACAAGUCGGUCAAGUUGGGUAAUGAUUUUCCACACCUCGAGUAUGUAUGUAUGUAGGAUUAUCGGUAUGUGUAUGGUUUGUUCUUCAAGUAACAAGAGGGGCGGUCGGGUGGCCUAGUGGUUAAAGUGUUCGCUCGUCACGCCAAAGACCCGGGUUUGAUUCCUGACAUGGGUACAAUGUGUGAAACCCAUUUCUGGUGUCCCCCGUCGUGAUAUUGCUAAAAGCAGCGUAAACCAUACUCACUCACUCGAGUAACAAGGUGAUGUGAGCGGGGCCUGAUUCAUUAUGGUCAAUUGUAACAUUUAUUGCUCAGGAGAUUUAUUUAGGACAAUAAUCUCAACCCUGACAACUUUUACAAAUAUAAUAGAAUGGAUCUGGCAUCACGCAUACAUCAGCUACAUGGUGUAAGUGUUUACCUUCUGUGUUAUUUUUCCUCAAAUCUCAUGAACAACAAAGACCCUGGUGGAACAUGGUGUCUUUGGACUUGUUUUACACAGGAAUAAAUGUGAUUCCCCAA
Molecule: messenger RNA, 5585 nt
Organism: Haliotis rufescens (red abalone)
Lineage: Eukaryota; Metazoa; Mollusca; Gastropoda; Lepetellida; Haliotidae
Product: synaptosomal-associated protein 29-like
Exons: 3
Coding region: 20-811 (263 amino acids)
Biological process (GO): synaptic vesicle fusion to presynaptic active zone membrane; exocytosis; synaptic vesicle priming
Cellular component (GO): plasma membrane; SNARE complex
Molecular function (GO): syntaxin binding; SNAP receptor activity
Source: RefSeq, a predicted model, not a curated record